ACUUGUGGUUCAUGAGGCAACAAACAGCACCGUACGCCGCCAGGAGACAUCAAUGGUGGAGUACGCAUCCAUUCAGGGAAAGGUCUGAUAGAGACCGUUACUGGGGCUUACAUGGAGAGCUGAGACUGAAUAUGAGGUUCACGUCCUUAAUGAUGUACAUAUCGUCGGUUCUGGUAUUUAUUUUGUAUGUAUAUAUCGAUUUUUCUGAAGCUGCACCUCGCAUCAGUCUAUACGAUGCGUCGCCUAUCUCCAGGAAGCCAGACACAGCCUCCGACACCUGGAAGACCUUCCAUACGGAUACGUCUCGCCGUUUGCCCGAUAACAGCUUCCUUUUGACACAGUCGUCUGCUAUCGGCAUAGCUAGCCAUAUCCCCCAAAACGCCUUCCCAUCUGCACCAACUGAGCCGACCACGACCGAUUUCGACUCCGGGAUCAUUUCUAACGCAAAGGAAGAAAUAGCAUUGCUGACUUCCAGGUUGAAAAGAUCUACUGAUGCACACGGAGCACUCUUUGCCCCGGAAAAAACGCUGCAGACAAUGAUGUCCAUGGUUUCUCAACGGUCAGCCAACGAUGCGUGGUCGGCAGACACAUCUGUUACCUCAGUGGAGAAUAGCCAAGAUGGCUUCUGUAACUGCAGCACUGGAGGUGAGGGGAUUUUGUAUCCAGAUGAGUGCAACCAGAGUACUGGUCAGUGCUCAUGUCUGGACGGCUAUACUGGACUACAAUGUGACGAAUGUGAGGAGGGAUACUUUACCAAUGGCACCAGCGGCUGCCUACCCUGCGCCUGUGACUCAUUUGGUGCUGAGAGCCACCUGUGCGACAGCUCAGGGAUUUGUGUAUGCAAGGCAGGAGUGUAUGGACCCAAAUGUGACGAGUGCCACCCAGGCUUCUUCCACUUCAGCAGCACAGGAUGCCAGCCCUGCCAGUGUCACAAUCAUACCAACUACUGCCAUCCACAGUCAGGUGUGUGUCUGAACUGUGAGGGCAAUACCCAGGGGUCAAAUUGCGAGGAGUGUAAGCCAGAUCAUUACCGCAGUCGUGGCACUGCCUUGACUGAAGCCUGUGUUCUAUGCCCCUGCUCCAACUCUUCCUCCACUGGCACCUGUCACGCUGAUCCCAGUGGCUCUCCAGUGUGUGACCAGUGCCUUCACCCUUAUUCUGGCUCACUGUGUGACCAGUGCAGCGCUGGAUUUCACAAAGCACAAGGGGCUUGCGUGCCAUGUGACUGUAGUGGGAAUGCAGAUCCUCAGGGUCCCACCCAGGUUUGUCACCCCGACACUGGCCACUGCCUCAGCUGCAUUAACAACACCACUGGGCCCCGGUGCCAGCUUUGCGCUCCUGGAUUUUCAGGGGAUGCCCGGGCUCAUAACUGCAGCCGUCAAACACCUCAGCACAUUUUUACACCAGCAGUUCGUACCACGACAGAGCACCCAACUUCUAGCACUUCGUCUUCCUUCAGCAGCACCCCGACCACCACCAGAGCGAGAAACGUUCCCGUGUCUACGUCCGACGGUAACCUGAGCACAACGCUGAGCACGACCACCACCACUCAAGCCCUGCUGACGAGUCUGAGCAGCCCCACCGACAACACGACUGCGGCGCUGACCGACGUGUCCUGGACGCAGUUCAACAUCAUCAUUCUGGCCGUCAUCAUCCUGGUGGUUGUUGUGCUCCUGGGCUUUGUCGGAGGCGUGUACACUUACAGAGAAUACCAGAACCGGAAACUCAACGCGCCCUUCUGGACCAUCGAACUGAAGGAGGACAACAUCAGCUUCAGCAGCUAUCACGACAGCAUCCCCAACGCCGACGUGUCGGGCCUCCUGGAGGACGAGACCAACGAGGUGGCGCCUAAUGGCCAGCUUGCGCUGACUACACAGGGCAAUUGCUACAAGGCUUAGCACCCCUUCAGCCGCCUAUGGACUGGGACUGGACUUACAUUAUUUUCCAGAUCACACAAAGCUGCUGCAAAUCACCAAAUCCAAAGCCCCCUCUUGUAUGGCUCACUGCCGUCCUCGUCAAUUAACAGCUCCUCAAACCAAUAGCGAUAUCAAGCCACAAAGUGAGAGAAUACAUUUCCCCUUUUUUCUUAUGAUUUUCAUGAGGAAUGAAUGACCAGUGAGAAGCGUCCAAAGAGAAACGUUUUAUUGAUGUUGUCUUUUCUGAAGACAUUGUGCUGCGUUGUUUGCUAAUCGGAGCUUCUAUCCUGAAGUACUGACCUUAACGUCAGUUCGGAUUUAUAGUUAAUGAGCCAAGCAUUUUCACAUAUUUGUAAAUGGGACUUCCGACUGUUUGAGUUGAUCACUCCCCCGUGAUCUUAAACUAAGACCAUGAUUGUUAUUUAAUUUGUAUUUUGUUAUGUAUUAUUUAUUGGUUGACGUUUCAUUCUCGAGAGAAAUGCUGCACAUGUAUGACGUGUUUAUUCAUGGUGUUUUAUCUUGUUCGAUAGGUUUAAGUGACCGGUACGUUUUUCAUGUAUAGUUUGUGUGUUUUUCAGAAAGAGGGACGAUGAAGGCUGCUGGCAUAUGCAUCAGCUGUUUAUAGCUUACUGUGGGUUUGUUUCUGAAAAGAUGCCAGUACACCUGAUGUAUCCUCGGGGAGUGAUUCUUUCAGAGGCCUCAAUGACCAUUUAGGAAAACGCACUAUGAUCCACAGCGACUGCAGGCCAGUGACUUAUAUCAGUGUAAAAUUCUUACUGAAAACACCACCAUGUAAUUGGCAAGCUUUUGCCGAGGUAAGUUGGCAGCAGCCAUUGAAAUCAUUCAUUACCAGUUUUCCCAGUUAAUGUGGAUGUUUGACUGCUUUCGUCUUCAUUGGCAGCGUAUAAGUUUUAAGGAUCUGAUCACCUUAGGUGGGGCUUGAUGAGUAAUUGCUGUUUGUUAAACACAAUGUUUAAAUUUAAAAUUGUUUCAUGUGAGACUAGCUAGCAUAUAUUGUUAACAUUCCCGAACCUGCUGGGUCUUGAUAAUCAUUCACACGCCAAAUUUGCACCACGCAAAAGUUUUAUCGUGGUCCAUGACUCACCGAAUUUCGAAUUUCAUUUUUUGGCUGGCCUACAACUGAAUGAGUAAUUGAGAUUUAUCUCCUCAGGUCAUUAGGCUUUCCCUAAUGUGAUCUCUGUAAAUGUGUACAGUGAACGAAUGUGAAUAGUUGUACAGGUAGAAUAUUGUGUGUGUACUCACUCACCAGGGCACAUCGUUGCAAGUCAGCCCACAGCUUUUUGAUAUGUUUUCUCUUUCUUAUUGUCACUGUCAUAUAUGCAGAUGGAGGACUCGAAUGCACCACCAACUCGUAUCAAAAGAGCAAAUGUGAAUAAUACCCCAAAAAGUCAGAGCUCAACUCAUAAAUAAAAAGGAUUUAAC
Molecule: messenger RNA, 3359 nt
Organism: Corythoichthys intestinalis (scribbled pipefish)
Lineage: Eukaryota; Metazoa; Chordata; Actinopteri; Syngnathiformes; Syngnathidae
Product: multiple epidermal growth factor-like domains protein 9
Exons: 6
Coding region: 12-1898 (628 amino acids)
Biological process (GO): tissue development; animal organ morphogenesis
Source: RefSeq, a predicted model, not a curated record